CAUUACUUAUUAUGUCAUUAUAUAAGUUACAGAUAAUUUACCUAUAUUAUAUAAAGAGGUUCUAUAUUUCCUUGCUUCAUCAAGCAAAUCGUUAUUAGUAGUGUUGUCCUGUUAGUCUGGUCCCCUGAAAGACCUUGCAAGACCUUCAGCCACUGGUAGUAACAAGGUGGACCAAAGGCGGGCCGCUGGACCACAUCACCGACAAGGAAAGAGGCGCCAGCCAGCUCUUUGACAGCCACAGGGCACCUCAACCUCGGAUUCCAAGGGCAACGACUCGGUUCUUUAGGCGUCCGAGAUAUAUUUAGUUACCCAAUCCUCGAGCCACUUGUUCUCUCCAACCACAAGACUCGUCCUGGUCGCCGGCAACAAGAGCAUUGUUCCGCGCAGGCACUUGCGCCGCUACCCAUACAGCUCAACCCUCGAGUAGUGGUGAGAUAACCACAAGACGAUGACGAUGAAUUUCGUUACUUUCAACCAGGACUAUAGUCGUCUUGCUAUUGGUACUUCGAAAGGAUUCCGAAUCUACCAUAGCGACCCCGAGUUCCGACCUGCCUUCAAGAGUGAUGAAGAUAAUGUCUCGAUUAUUGAGAUGAUGUUCUCGACUUCCCUCGUCGCCCUUGUUUUAUCCCCGCGGCGCCUGGUGAUACGGAAUACAAAAAGAUCCUCGACUAUCUGUGAACUCACGUUCCCGUCCGCUGUACUUGCAGUGCGCCUGAAUAGAAAACGACUCGUGGUAGUACUCGAAGAGGAAAUAUACCUCUACGACAUCCUAAACAUGAACCUUCUCUACACGAUCUCAACCUCGCCAAACCCCCACGCACUAUGCGCCCUGUCUCCCUCCUCCGACAACUGCUUCCUCGCCUACCCCCUCCCCAAAGCACGCGACGAGCCCGGAGAAAAGCGCCCCGCCCACGCUCCCCCAACCUCCAAAUUCGUCCCCCCGAUCUCAGGCGAAGUCCUAAUCUUCGACACCCUCACCCUCAAAAACAUCAACGUCGUCGAAGCCCACCGCGCCCCCCUCUCCUGCAUCGCCCUCAGCAACGACGGCACGCGCCUCGCCACCGCCUCCGAGACAGGGACCAUCAUCCGUGUCUUCUCCGUCCCGAGCGGCGACAAGCUGUACCAGUUCCGCCGGGGCUCCUACCCCUCCACUAUCUACAGCAUGUCGUUCAACACCUCCUCCACCCUCCUCUGCGUCUCCUCAACCACAGACACAGUCCACAUCUUCCGCCUCACCUCUCCCUCUAGCCGCCCUACAUCCCCCGGCUCACCAGGCGGCGAACGCAUGUCCGGCGGACGCAGCCACGACAGCGCAACCUCCUCCGGCACCUCCCCCGGCUCCGAGGUGCGCACUACGCUCCCAACCCGCAAAUCCAGCGGAACCCUCGGCUCCAUGUUCCGGCGCACGUCUCAGCUGAUGGGCAAGAAUGUCGUUGGGGCCAUGGGCGGCUACCUUCCGAAGGGGGUGACGGAGAUGUGGGAACCAGCGCGGGACUUUGCGUUUAUCAAGAUCCCGAAGAGUUCGCUGGGGGAGAGCGGGAAUGGGCAGAUGAGGAGCGUGGUGGCGAUGAGUAGUAAUUUUCCGCAGGUCAUGGUGGUUACGAGUGAUGGGGGGUUUUAUGUAUUUAAUAUUGAUAUGGAGGGGGGGGGGGAGGGGGUGCUGGUGAAGCAGUAUUCGGUUCUGCAGACAAAGGAUAAGUUCGAGCAGGGUGUGCUUGAUGGAUGA
Molecule: messenger RNA, 1726 nt
Organism: Pseudogymnoascus destructans
Lineage: Eukaryota; Fungi; Ascomycota; Leotiomycetes; Thelebolales; Thelebolaceae
Gene: ATG18
Product: autophagy- protein
Exons: 4
Coding region: 449-1726 (425 amino acids)
Biological process (GO): autophagy of mitochondrion; nucleophagy; protein localization to phagophore assembly site
Cellular component (GO): extrinsic component of membrane; phagophore assembly site membrane; cytosol
Molecular function (GO): phosphatidylinositol-3,5-bisphosphate binding; phosphatidylinositol-3-phosphate binding; protein binding
Source: RefSeq, a predicted model, not a curated record